This is a messenger RNA of Guyanagaster necrorhizus, 822 nucleotides long. RefSeq lists its product as uncharacterized. The transcript is spliced from 3 exons. The coding region runs from base 160 to 672 and encodes 170 amino acids. The record is from RefSeq and is a predicted model, not a curated record. NCBI's taxonomy places the organism in Eukaryota, Fungi, Basidiomycota, Agaricomycetes, Agaricales, Physalacriaceae.
GCUCUACCAUGGCCUUGGUAUGAGACCUCGUCACUGCUUCAAGUCAAUGUUCCCUAACGGCACCUCUUCUCUAUUUUUCACCAUGGGGUUGAACAUUGUUUUUCGUCUUUCAUCUGGAUUCCGGUCAGGACCGCUUUGAACAAGACUUGGGUGGAUUGGAUGCUAGGCAGUUUGGAGAAGGGAAAAGACUGCGUGAUGAAGCAUUGUUACUCAAGCAACGGCGGGACCAUAAAGCAUCGGAUAUUUAAUAGCAUCCAGGUGUAUGCAUCAAUCACCCCUGUUGGUUCUUCUCAUGAAACCAAUAGUCUCUUCAACGAAUACCCGCAAGCCGGUGCGAGGAUCCUCAAUGCUACGCGUCGGCAUCCUGAUAUCAAAAGCGACAGGUUAUCCUCGGCGGUACCACCAGCGAUCACCCUCGAGUUUCGCCACCUUGAAUGCACGCGCAUCCAGUUGCCUACCUUCAGACUCCCGUCGCCGCAGCAGCGCCGUGCCUCCUCACGAUGUCUGAGCAUGACACGAGAUGCCGAAGAAGAAGGUCCCAUCAUGUCGCUUCAACAAAUGAAUUCAUUUCCGCCGUCAUAUCCUCGUUUGCACCGGACACUCCUGCAAUCAAACGUCUUGGCUGUGGAUGAAGAAGAAGCACGCGCAGUUCAUUUUUAUACUCGCAACUAGAUGCCAUCCUUAGGGCUUUCGUGUCUCCGAGGACGAAAUCUGCAACGGUGGCAUUGCAAUGCGCUAGCAACGAAUUCGUGGCUGUUUCGACGCGUUGCCGUGCAGUCCUGUGCUUCGCCGUCAGUGAAGAUUUUCAUCAAUCUUCCUCUA